Messenger RNA from Cheilinus undulatus (humphead wrasse), 2913 nucleotides. Its product is annotated as endophilin-B1-like. The record is from RefSeq and is a predicted model, not a curated record. Lineage: Eukaryota; Metazoa; Chordata; Actinopteri; Labriformes; Labridae. The coding region runs from base 383 to 1843 and encodes 486 amino acids. Gene Ontology annotation, cellular component: cytoplasm. Gene Ontology annotation, molecular function: protein binding. The transcript is spliced from 10 exons.
GAGAACUUACGGGGAGAGGGGUAAUGAUAGCGGGUCUCAUAAUACAACCAAGGGGCAUUGGUGGCCCGUUACACCCGAACAGAGCCUCUAAACCCGGGGUAAAACAGCCAACAUGUCCUAAGAAGUUCUCAUCAUAGCCGGAGGAUAAAUCGUCACACGCAGGUGCCUGCACUUGCGCCGCCUCCGUGUCUGUGUGCUGUAUUGGUAGGUGUUUACCAACAGUAAUCUUGCUAACAGGGAGAGUGAUAGUUAGCGGAUCAAGUCAUGGCGACGUUAGCUAGAAAUUGUUGCCGGUCACUGGGCUUUUUAUAGCCAACGUCAGUCCUCCUGGACCGUUGACGUCCUGUUGGACCACCGAGGACAGCGCGCGACCUUGAGGAUCAUGGAUUUCACGCGGCUUGCUGUAGAUGCUGGACAGUUCAUCAACCGUGCUGUUCAGUACACAGGGGAGAGUCUUGGCCAGGCAGACAAGACUCCGUUGGACCCCGGACUGGAGGCGCUUUUGGCCCGUGCUGACGCCACCAAGACCUGGACCGACCAGAUAAUCUCCCAGACUGAGGUUUUACUGCAGCCCAACCCCGGAGCACGGUUUGAGGACCGCCUGUACGAGCAUCUGGAUUGGAGUGUCCCACCACGGCCACGUGCACAUGAGGUAUUGGGAGAUCUAAUGAUCCAGGCUGGACUGGAGAUAGGUUCCAGCACACCGUAUGGAACAGCACUGCUCAAAUGUGGGGAGACUCAGAAGCAACUUGGGGAAGCAGAGCGACAGUUUGUCCAGAGCACCAACAUCCACUAUCUCAACCCUCUGAAGAGUUUCUCUGAUGGGGAAUACAAAGCCAUACAGACAGAGCGUAGGAUGUUGGUGAAUAAGCGUUUGGACUUGGACAUUGCUCAUACCAGACUGAGGAAAGCUCAUGAAGCUGACCGAGAGGCCAGAAACCUGAAUGCAAACCCACAGGACGAUGACUACGUGGCUCAUGUCUCCUACAUGUUCAGCUUCCUGCGUGUGAAAUGGCUAAAGAUGUGGGCUCAGGAAAUCUCUCAGGCAGAGAUGGAGCUGAGGAUUUGUCAGAGUCUCUUCGAUCGACAGUCUGAAAUUACGAGACGAGUUGUGGAGGGAAUCAGCAACACUCACACCAAUCAUAUGAGGAGCCUUACUGACUUUGUGGAGGGUCAGGCCUGUUAUUUUGACCAAUGCAACCAGUAUGCUCAGGAGCUUCAGAAACAGCUGGCCAGCAUUCCAGCUGUCCUCUGCUCCAAUAACUGGCAGUCAGAAAUUACUACCGAAGGCAAUCAUCCAUCAACAAGCAACCAUGUAGCUAAUGAGCCCACCGGGUUAAAUCACGUCAACCCGAUUCCUGUAGAAGUGCACCAAAUUCCAGACUUUGACCAGGACUCAUGGACAGUAAAUCCACCACCCAGACCCGAGGAAACAAUGUCAGGCUCCUUUGUAACCACACAGCCGACUAAUCAAACAAACAGGAACAAUAACAACAACACCUUCGCUGCUAACGGCCAGGACACAAGCCAGUGUGCAGCCUCCAACCAAGCAUCUGAUCACGCCUGUACACCAAUCUCACAGAGUCUACCAUCAGAUCAGACCAAUGGAGCAACAGCUGGGGCUGGUGACCUGAGCUUAACGGAGGUUUCCCCCCCUUCUGAGAUCAGCGAUAGCUCAAAUGAGCCUCAGAUAGCAAAUGCAGUAGAGAGUGAGACCAUGGCAACCAAUGAUAAUGCUGUUGAGACCUUGGGAACCAAUGGCAUGGCUACUGAGCCUGAAACAACCAGUGAACCCUCAAACCACCUGCCUGCCGUUAAUGGAGAGGAUGUCCAGGAGUCAUGAUUAUCCAGUCAGUAAAAUGUGUCAGCUGGAAGGAUCUUUGGCUGGUUUAAACCAGUUGUAACUGACAUUGCGUAUUGAAGAAUCGUCUUUUUUUAGAUAGAGAGAAAACCUCUAGGAAAAUGUGUGAAGUGUUUGUGAAAGUGCUUUUUUUUCUAAAGGUGAUCUAGUGCCACAAUCACUACAGCCUUUAGCCAUGUUAUGAUUAAUAAUUAGCAUAAUUGAUGACUGUUUUCAUUAUCAGUCACCUUGUUGUAAUGGAUUUAAUGCAGACAGUAAGAUUUCCAAGCUUCUGGCUGGGAGAUGAGGCCUGGCUGACGGUUGUUAAUUCUUUUUUUUUUUUUUUAGCUAAAUGAAGCUAAUGAAGCUCUGUGCCAAGUCUACUCUACUUGUGUAUAUUUGUUGUUGUGAGAGCGUAGUUCCAUGUUUGUGUGUCCUCAUCUGCCACUUCCCAGUGUUUACAGCUCACCCAGACCUGUAACACCUCAAAAAAGAAUUAUGUGUAUGUUUACGUACGGGACUCUGCCCCCGCUUGAAGUUGAGGUCAUUUUUCCAUGUGAAACAUGUCACUUACGUGCGUUUGGGAGCCCCGUGAGGUGACAAAAAACACCAAGCUAAAGAGAGUCUUUAUGCUAUAGCAUGGCAAAAACUGUUGCCUCAUAUGUUCUCUGGGUGUUUCCCCCUGUGCUUAGUCAAAUCACAAACUCACUCUUAGCCCUUUACCCCCUCAAAGCCCCCACUAGAUGAAAUGGAUAGAAGUUUCCAUGUCCAGAUGUUGUUCAUUUUCUCUGUUAGGGCAGCCCUGCUCUACUGUGGUGUGGGUCUACUCUGGGGACCCCUUGAUGGAAACAAGCAUUAAUGUAGCACUAACCCUACUGAUGUAAUCACCCAACAGCUCUACGCUCCACACUUCUGUCCCAAAAUGUAAAGAAGUGUGCCCGUAUGGAUAGAAACACUUCAAUUGUAGCUGCUGCCAGUUUUAUACUUGUUAAAGACUGUAGAUUGAGCUGAUGUCAGCUCAAAGUUGGGCUUUUUAUUUUUUUUUUCAUGUGAAAAUGUGGAAAUAAAUAUGA